Acanthoscelides obtectus is the source of this 1127-nucleotide messenger RNA. NCBI's taxonomy places the organism in Eukaryota, Metazoa, Arthropoda, Insecta, Coleoptera, Chrysomelidae. The record is from the annotation of a GenBank genome assembly.
CAGUUCUCUGUGUCGCCUGUGCUUUUGUUUAAAUCCAUGUUUUCUCAUAAUUACGUGAUAAUUACCAUUACCUAAAAAGGGUUUAUCUCUGCCUAAAAAUGACUGCUAAACCAACCAAAAGAGUGAUGUUUUCCGAGGCACAUUGCCACAGUUUGGUAGAUAUCGUUCUGAGAUACAAAAAUAUUGUUGAGUGCAAGAGGACAGACGCCGUAACGUGAAGUUUUUAAUUUUUAUUGAAUACAAAAAGUUCAAUGUUAGUAUCAUUUCUCAGGCAGCAGCUUGGGAGAAAAUUGCAGAGCUAUACAACUCUGCCACAACCGGAUCACGAACAGCUGAUCAACUCAGGUGUAAAUUUGAUAAUUUGAAAAAAGAAGUACGCAAGUGUGAAGCUCACAGGAGGCAAAAUUUGUUGAGGACUGGUGGUGGUGGUGCUGAUGAGAGAAAUCUGAAGAAAGCCGUGAUUAUGCUUUACGAGAAAAUUAAAAGUAUUAUUGGCUUAUCAGUGCAUGGAUUGCAGCCAUCUGUGGGUGACAGCGAUGAUGCUUCAUUUGAAAAUAAAGAAGAAGGGGCAUCUGUUUGUAUGGAGACAAAUAAAAAUACAGAAAAUCUACAUGAAGUGGAUGUUGAUCUUGUAUCAAUGUCUAUAGUGUUAAAUGAAGAUUCUAAAAGCAACACAGAAGCUUUAGAACAGACUUGUGAGUUACAAACACCGUCUGUACCAGUACCACAGCAAUCCCCUCUGGCAGUUAAAGUGAUACAUGCUAGGUGCUUACUAUAUACUCAGUGCAAUGUAGUGUAUAUAUGUAUUUAUUUUAGAUUGGUCUGAUUACACACCAAGACACUUACAAUCAAGGAAACACAGAGUCCUUCAAGGAAAAAGGAUUGAAGAACAGUCAUCGAAAGAGGGCCUAACAUCUCUAAAAAGGAAGUUGUUAGACGAAGAAGCUGCAAGAAACAAAGAACACUAUGAACAAAAAAUGAAAAAUGAGCAGGAACUACAUGAGUUGAAAGCUAAAAACUUCAUUAGAAAAAGAUAGAAGUACCUACUAAAGCUAAACUUUGAAGAAAUCAUUACACCGUUGCAAAUACAUUUAUAAAUAUAUUUCAAUAAAUUAUCAUACAAAAUA